CAUAGGGCCAACGAAUUCAAUGCAGGCAAGCUUCGUAAUAGAUCUUGGGAACAAAUCCAAAAUACCUAUCAUCUCCUUCUCCACAACAAGUCCUGACCUUGCUUCCGUCCGGACCCCAUACUUUUUCCAAGCAACCAUAAAUGACUCAUCUCAAGUCAAAGCCAUCAGCGCCAUUGUCCAUGCCUUCAGAUGGACGCAAGUUGUGCCCAUAUAUGUAGAUAAUGAGUUUGGAAAAGGGAUUAUACCGUAUUUAUACGAAGCCUUGGAAGAGGUUGAUGCACGGAUUCCAUACAGGAGUGUUAUCUCUCCUGGGGCCACCAAUGAAGAAAUUGAAAUAGAGUUGUAUAAGGUAAUGACAUUGCAAAUUAGAGUCUUCAUUGUUCAUAUGGCCCCAGAUCUUGGAUCUCGAGUUUUUCACAUAGCAAAAGAGAUUGGAAUGAUGGGUGAAGGAUGUGUUUGGAUAAUAACUAAUGGGAUGACUAAUCUUUGGAGUUUGAUUGAUCUUUUCGAUAUGGAUUCCAUGCAGGGUGUAUUAGGUUUAAGGAAUUAUGUUCCGAGAUCAAAAGAGUUAAAAAGAUUUGAGAAACGAUGGAAAAAGAAAUUUCUGCAAGAUAAUCCUGAUAUGGUGAAUGCUAAAUUGGACAUUUUUGGAUUUUGGGCUUAUGAUGCUACAUUUGCACUUGCUAUGGCUGUAGAGGAGGUAUUUGGCACUACAAAUUUCAACUUGGAUGCAUCAAAUGUUUCUCAAAAUGGUCCCAAACUCAUUCAGGCUUUGUCAAGGACAAGAUUUAGAGGUCUUAGUGGAGAUUUUGGCUUUAUUAAUGGGCAACUUGAGUCCUCUGUUUUCCAAAUUGUUAACUUUAUUGGAAAUGGUGAAAAUGGGAUUGGGUUCUGGACGCCAAACUAUGGACUUGUUAAAAGACUAGAUGUCACUAAUGUAACAAGGUAUUCCGUUUCCAAAGCCAAUCUUGGAUCCAUCAUAUGGCCAGGGGAUCACCAGUCCAUUCCCAAAGGUUGGGAGAUUCCAAUAAGGGGAAAGAGGUUAAAGAUUGGCGUGCCGGUGAAGACGGGAUAUACUGAAUUCGUUAAGGUAACAACGGAUCAGAGUACUAAUUCAACUACAUUCACCGGAUAUUGCAUAGAGGUCUUCAAAGCUGUCGUGAAGGAAAUGCCAUACCCUAUCCCCUUCGAUUUCCACCCCAUUAAAAUAGACGAGGAUGAAAGUUAUAACAAUCUAAUCGAUGAAGUCGUUUAUGGGAAAUAUGAUGCGGUGGUGGGAGACAUUUCUAUUGUGGCAAACAGAUCAUUGUUCGUUGAAUUCACAUUACCAUUUAUGGAAUCCGGUGUGGUGAUUGUGGUGCCCAUGAGAAACGAUGUAAAUAAGAAUGCAUGGGUGUUUCUGAAGCCUUUAUCACAGGAUCUCUGGAUCACUAGCAUUUGCUUCUUUGCCUUCAUGGCAUUUGUUAUCUGGAUUCUUGAGCACAGAAUCAAUGAAGAUUUUCGUGGACCACCAUUGCAUCAUGUUGGAACUAGCUUUUGGUUCUCCUUUUCAACAAUGGUUUUUUCCCACAGGGAGAGGGUGUUAAGCAAUCCAGCGAGGAUUGUGGUGGUGAUAUGGUGCAUUGUGGUAUUCAUUCUGACCCAGAGCUACACAGCAAGUUUAACUUCUCUUUUGACAGUUCAACAGCUACAACCAACUGUGACAGACGUAAAUGAGCUGUUGAGGAAAAAGGAGAAUGUUGGGUACCAGGUUGGCUCCUUUGUUCAAGAAAUCGUCCAAGAGUUGAAAUUUGAUCCAUCCCAGAUUAAGACAUUUAAUUCAAUAGAACAUCUUGAAGAACUUUUUACUAAGGGAAGUGCCAAUGGGGGUAUCGCUGCUGCAAUUGACGAAGUCCCCUGCUUGAAGUUGUUUCUUGCACAACAUUGCAAUAAAUACACCACCUUGACGACGCCAACUUUUAAGUCCGGUGGCUUUGGAUUUGUCUUUCCAAAAGGUUCCCCUCUUGCAGCCGAUGUUUCGAGAGCAAUCCUAAAGGUCAUCGAAAGUAAUAGAACGUCGAAAAUUGAGAACCCACUGAAUAAUGAAACUAUAUGUUCAAGCACCUUAGGUUCAGCAAAUAGUCUAAGUCUUAGAAGCUUUUGGGGCCUCUUCCUCAUUGCCGGGGUGGCCGGAGUUUUAGCUCUUAUAUACUUUGUAGCUGCGUUUCUGUAUGGGCAAAGGGAUGUCUUGUGCAAGCACGACACAGGAAUUUCAGUGUGGAAAAGAAUCCUUCAAGUAUUACGAAACUUUGACCAAAGAGACCUAACCUCGCAUGCCUUUGGCAACAUGAAUUAAGAGCUGAAGACGUCACUGAAAUCAGUCGAAAUUAAAGGUGCUGUUGAGAGAACCCGUUAUAGCUCUUGUUGAGGCCCUUGCUGAAGACCCUAACAAUAUAAGUGCCUUAGCAGCAUCUAUAGAAAUAGAUAUUCAUCGUGCUAACACAAACAGCUCGUGAAAAAGUAGUGGACAAUGCUAUUUCUGUUUAUAGAUACUAAGGGAUUUGGAGAAAAAACUUUCUGUUUAAAG
Molecule: messenger RNA, 2566 nt
Organism: Rubroshorea leprosula
Lineage: Eukaryota; Viridiplantae; Streptophyta; Magnoliopsida; Malvales; Dipterocarpaceae
Source: the annotation of a GenBank genome assembly